CGCAGGAGCAACUGAUCAAUCGCUUCAUAUACUGUCAUCCAAUUCGGUCUAUAUAUCUAUCUAAACACGUACCAUCUGUGAUUCCCUUGGAUCAAUUCCAUCCCUCCAAGAUUAUUUGAUAACAAAAGUGGUGAAAUUAUGGGCAGUUUUGGUCAAAGUAGCAAUAAUAUCAUCCAGAACCACGACUUCAAAGGUGGGUUACACAAGUGGUACGCAAAUUGCUGCAAAGCCUUUGUGGUGAAUCCAGUGGACAGUAGUCCUUAUGCUUUGAUCACAAACAGAAGGGAAUCUUGGCAAUGCCUGGAGCAGGAAAUCACCGGCCGUGUCUCCAAAGGUUGCAUUUAUUCAAUCCGGGCAUUUGUCACAGUCGCCGGCAAACUUCCGGGGAAGACUAGUGCAGUUCAGGCCACCCUCAGGCUCUCAUACAAACAUUCCGCUACGUGCUAUAUUUCUAUUGGAAGAAAGACCGUUAAGCCAAACUGUUGGGAAGCUCUGGAAGGCACCUUUUCAUUGUCAACAAAUCCCAACAAAGUCGUCUUUUAUCUGGAAGGUGCCGAGCCUGGCGUAGACAUACUCGUUAAAUCUGUCACCAUUUCACCUUCCUCUCCAGCCCUAAAAUCCGACCACACAAAAGUCAACGAUCAAAAGGAGAAAGAAGGGAUUGAAAAGAAACAUGAUAACCAUCAUCUUCAAGCUGCUAAUAAUAUAAUCCUUAACUAUGACUUCUUCCAAGGAUUCCUUAGGUGGGAAACAAAUGGUUGUGAAGGAAACGUGAUUAAAGGAGAUUCAGGAAGCUCAUAUGGUGUGAUUACAAACCACAAGACAAAUUACCAUGGCUUGGUGCAAGAUAUCACCAAUCGUGUUUGUCAAGGUUGCCCUUAUUCAGUGAAGGCUUGUGUUAGAAUUUCAGGUAAUAUUGUGGGAUUUACAGAUAUCCAAGCCACACUAAGACUAGAGUACCAAAACUUGGAUACUCAAUAUCACUUUAUUGGCAGGUAUAUAUAUAUUAUCUAAAUAUGCAUUCUUAAUGAUCAUCUUUUUUAUUUUAUUAUGUUUAGCUAAUAUACAAAGCUUUCAUUUAUUGUCAUUAUUCAUCAUUCAUCAAGUAAACCUUAUGGCAUUGCAUAUAAUUAAUAGAUCAUUCACCCAAUUAUAAAUUAAGCUAGUGCCUUAAUUCGAAAGAUUUGCAACUUCUUUGUGUAACUUUCCGUUGUGUCUUUAUUAAGUUAUCUCUUAAAUUGUUGAGGGGAAAAAAGUCACUAACUUAAAAGUUUAUAAGCGAGAAUAAAUGUAUUUGUUACGUAAAAAAACGAGCACAAUCAAAAUAUAACGUGACUAGAUUUAUAAUUUUUAUCCCAUGCUAAUUCUCAACCUACUUGUAGGAAAGCUGUUUCGACAAACAACUGGGAAAUAUUGGAAGGCACUUUCACCUUAUCUACUAAAGUGGAUAGGGUAUUGUUUUUUCUAGAAGGAUUUCUGGUGGAGUUGAAAUGCUCGUAAAAUCAGUCAUAAUUUCAUAUGUCUUCCCGUCCCAUGUUAUGUGAUGUGACGAGUGGAUUAAUUCUCAACUCUCUCCCAUUUGUUUCAUACCUUCCAAGUC
This is a messenger RNA of Cuscuta europaea, 1600 nucleotides long. Lineage: Eukaryota; Viridiplantae; Streptophyta; Magnoliopsida; Solanales; Convolvulaceae. The record is from the annotation of a GenBank genome assembly.